Molecule: messenger RNA, 1242 nt
Organism: Saccoglossus kowalevskii
Lineage: Eukaryota; Metazoa; Hemichordata; Enteropneusta; Harrimaniidae
Product: arylsulfatase B-like
Molecular function (GO): sulfuric ester hydrolase activity
Source: RefSeq, a predicted model, not a curated record
UGUUGUCAUAGCAUCGCUCCAAAUAUAGUUUUUAUCGUGAUGGAUGAUAUUGGCUGGAACGACGUCGGGUAUCACAAUUCUGCAUUAUUGACACCAAACAUAGUAAAACUUGCCGAAGAAGGAACCAAGCUAGAAAAUUAUUACGUUGCACCGCUGUGCACUCCGACCAGAGCAAUGCUUUUAACUGGCAAACACGUGAUACAUCUGGGUAUGCAAGAUGGCAUAAUAAGGGAUCUUGAUAGAAGAUGCUUGCCCACUACGGAAACAACGAUUGCACAAGAACUCAAAUUAAAACAGUAUACUACCCAUGCCGUCGGAAAAUGGCACCUUGGCUUCUACAAAGAAGAAUGUCUGCCCAAUAAUCGAGGUUUUGAUUCAUUCUUUGGCAUUUAUAGUGCUGCAGCAGACCACUACACUUAUCAGGUGCACGAGACCUGGUGGGAUUUGCAUAGAAACGCUGAGAAUGUUGCACACGAAUACAGAGGGCAGUAUUCCACCGAGUUGUAUGCAAAAGAAGCAAGAACAAUUAUAAAAAAUCAUGAUGUUAACAAGCCAAUGUUCUUGUACCUGGCAUUCCAAGCUGCUCAUAAACCUAUACAGGCACCCGACAAAUACAUCGACAUGUAUCCCGAUAUAGACAAUCCUGCCCGGCGUGUGUAUGCUGCCAUGGUUACAUGUAUGGACGAUGCGAUUGGUAGCGUAGUGGACCAAUUGAAAGAAUCACAUCUCUGGGACAAUACUGUUUUGAUAGUGUCCACAGACAAUGGAGGGGUUCACAUAAGUGGAAACAACUGGCCUCUCAAAGGCGAGAAAGCAACGCUAUGGGAGGGUGGCGUACGGGGUGUAUCAUUCGUUACAAGUUCACUUCUAGCUGACCACGUGAAAGGAACAUCGAAUAAUCACCUCAUGCACGUGACUGACUGGUUUCCUACAAUAUUACAUAUAGCUGGUGUUGAUAAUGACGUAAUAAAAUCAAAAAACUUAUAUGGUGUAAAUCAGUGGGAUACUAUAAGCAAGAACUUCAUGUCUAAAAGAAAUGACGUACUUAUCAACAUGCAGCCAGACAUGUUAGCCGGACAUUAUCAAGAGCCAUUGCUGAAGGAGAAACAGACUUUCGAUGUCAGAGUAAGAGCAGCUAUUCGAGUCGGGAAUUGGAAACUAUUAACUGGAUCACAAGGCCUCUCUCCUGAUCGUAUAGCGAUUUUAUGGUUACCCGGGGCUAUGUUUGUGAACGCACUGUAA